Siniperca chuatsi (mandarin fish) is the source of this 2426-nucleotide messenger RNA. Its product is annotated as olfactory receptor 2AT4-like. Bases 1203 to 2219 code for a protein of 338 amino acids. The transcript has 2 exons. Gene Ontology annotation, biological process: G protein-coupled receptor signaling pathway. Gene Ontology annotation, cellular component: membrane. The record is from RefSeq and is a predicted model, not a curated record. Gene Ontology annotation, molecular function: olfactory receptor activity; G protein-coupled receptor activity. Lineage: Eukaryota; Metazoa; Chordata; Actinopteri; Centrarchiformes; Sinipercidae.
AAACAGUGUCUUUAUUAUAUGGUUUGUCCACCAGAGAGCACUGGGAAGUUAAUUUUUCAAUUGUAAAAUGUCCCACUCAGUACAUAUCUUGGUCAAUACUGUAUUGUUAAAAAACAUAAUUUAAGGGAUCCUUAAUGGACAAAAAUGGUUGAUUAUGUUAUGUUUGUGAUAAAAAAGAAAUGUAUGUCAUUAUCUUAAAAAAACAACAAAAACAACUCAAAUAUUGAUCUGCCUCAAACCAGUAUUCACUUUGUUUUAAUUUAGUCAGGCAAUAACGCGUACAGGGAUAAAUACUCUUUAGUAAAAAAUCUGUGUCAGGGAGAAAUGUUUAAUCAGUGAUUCAGAUCUUACACUACUUUAAACAGAAGCAGAUAACAGAUCUCAAAGGAAUCUCAGUUGAUUUUAGGAUUUAGGGUGGAUACAAAUUGUUGAAUGAGAGAUUCACUGACUUAUUCCAGUAUCAGUACAUUUCAGUGAAAGUGCUCCAUCCAUGGCAUGUAUAUGGCUCAGUGACUGCAUAGACAAGGUUUAGGAAAUCUAGCACACCAAAAACUCAACAGCUAAAAAUACAAAUAUUCAACAAAUAUGAAUAAAUGAUGUCUCCCACUACCAAACUGUAAAAUCUGUGAUAUUUCUUUUAAAAAAACACUGUUUGAUAAAAGGGGUCUUGGAGCUGCAAUGCAAGAAAUCAAAGCAUUAUCAAGAACAACAUAAGCUGGUGACUCCAAUGAGCAGAACGUAUUUUUGUAUAAUACGUAUAUUAACAUUCCUGUUUAAAGAUACAUGUGUCUUUAGGGAAUACUUUGCUGUUUGCUCACUUUGUAAUCUUCCAUGUAUCCAAAAGAGUAUUGUGAGAUGCUCCAACUCACUUAAUCAUUAUUCAAAACAAUCAUUAGAUGUUUGUUUUGAAUGCAAGAGACGUUUAAUCAGAGUAAGCUACAACCUCAUUAUAGAUCAUAUUAAUCUCAUUAAUAGGGUAUUUCAAAAUGACUGUGUACGAAUCAGCUGGAAGAUUUAUCUCAAGAGAUCAAUGAGAAAAGUAUAUCUUCCAGUGCACACAGGUCAGACAUGCAGUCAUCGGUUUGCUGCUUUUGGAUGCAGCAUCAAACAGAGCUGCUGCUAAACAAUCCUGAAGAGAACGUCAGACUGGAGAGCUUUUAAACCGAUGCCAUCCUCCAACACGCAGCCUGUGGAGUUCAACUAUGUCUUAUCUCAGGACUGUUUUAAACAACUCUGUCAUCAUUCAUCCUCCAGGCUUUUAUAUCAUCGGAUUUGAGACAUUUCCCUUUAUCAGUGUCUACUUCAUCUUUCUAGCAUUUGUUUAUGUGGUUACAGUGCUGUUCAAUAGUUUGGUGAUCUAUGUAAUUGUCUUUAAUCGUUGUUUACACACUCCAAAGUUUUUGGCUGUUGUCAACCUCGCAGUAAUUGAUGUAAUCCUUAACUCAUGCACUAUUCCCAGCAUGAUGAAGAUAUUUCUCGUUAAGGACAAUUUCAUUCCAUUCAACUUAUGUUUGGUACAAAUGUUUGUCUACUAUGCUUUUGGGACUUUGGAGUCAUAUGCACUCGCUAUACUUGCCUAUGACCGGUUGAUCGCAAUAUGUUUCCCUCUGCGUCAGAACUCAAUCAACACACUGCAGAGCAUGUCAUGUAUUGUCGGCCUGACUUGGUGUUUUUCACUGGGAAUCCUUGCGUUUGCAAUAGUUAUAAUGACUCGGCUGUCUUUUUGCAAUUCUGUCAGAGUGUUCAGCUAUUUCUGUGACUAUGCACCUGUGUUUAGACUCGCCUGUAAUGAUUACACAUUGCAGUGGUCUGCAGCUUCUUUUCUCACUGUUUUGCUUCUUGUAGGACCCUUUACUUUUAUUUUUCUGUCAUAUGUCAGCAUCCUGGUGACUGUAUUCAAGAUGAAAUCUUUAGACAGUCGAGUGAAAGCCCUCGCCACUUGUGUUGAGCAUAUCAUUCUUGUUGCUGUAUUUUACAUUCCUCUUAUUACCAUUUUUACUAUCGAGUUUUAUCUGCGUCUCGUUGACCCGGACCAGCGUGUGCUGAGUCUGUCGCUGGCCUCUUGCCUCCCACCCUGCAUCAAUCCUAUUGUAUAUUCUUUGAAAACCAAAGAGAUCAAAAUCAGAGCCCUGGCACUGGUAAGAACAAAUACAAUUGGCACACAACAAACAUACCAACAAAAAAGCUAUCCUUGGAGGGUUAAUAAAACACAACAAUAAUUUAGUACCAAUAUAUUUGUGCGGUCAGUAAAGAGCCUGAACUGUGUGCCAUAAUUAUUCAUGUCUGUCAACAGAAAUGUCCCAAACGGGUCACCAGUUUUAACCAUGAGGUCAUCAGUGUCAAGAAGGCUAUGAAUCAGAAUCAGAAUCAGAAAUACUUUUUUGAUCCCUGUAGGGAAACUCUUUGUUACAGUAGCUUGCCUUUAU